AAACGUUGGAAUGUGGCAGUCAGGGAUCACUAGCGACUGAAAAGACUUUGACAGUUUAUAUUGCAGAGUGUUUCUGACUUACAAGAGUGUCAAGAUGACCAAUGCCUAUUCCUUUGAUGGAAUGCUUAUAUUUGGAUUAUUGGUCAUCUGCACCUGUGCGUAUAUGAGGAGGGUUCCCAGAUUGAAGCAGUGGUUUCUCUCAGAGAAAAAGGGCUUUCUGGGUGUCUUUUAUAAAGCAUCUGUUGUGGGAACAAGAUUACAUAUUCCAGUGUCAUUAAUAUGUGUAUUAAUGGGACUCUAUGUGUUGUUUAUCAAGUGAUGAUUGGACGUGUUAUAAAAUGCAUGGAAAAAACUAUGAAGAGCAAGCAUUGUAUCAUUACACUACAGGACUGGACCAAGAUGCUUUAAGAGCCACCUGGAAGAAAAAAAAACUGGCUUAGUUCUGAAAUCAAGAGAACCAACAUGGAGUGAAGGAUGUUAUUCUUGUUUGUGGUAUCAAGCUUACUGAACAACAUACUUUGUAAAUAGUUGACAUAUAACUAUGGUAUUCAUCCAGCUGUACAGUGUGAAUGAUGAAAACUGUCAUUUCAUGCUAACAACAACAAAAAAAUAUCUCUACUGUUACAAAACAUUGACAGAUUUACAUAAUACUGUAAAAUAUUAUAUAUAUCAUUGUCUGGCUCUGCUGAUGAGCCACAGGCAAAUCCCUGGGCUGAAUUCAGCGCUCGCUGGUAUGGAUGUUCAGUGUCAAGAGAUUGGUGAGGGACUGGAAGACCACAGUACAUGGUUUGCUCCCGUUUACUCUGCCCCUAAACUUGACAUCUAGAGUAUUCAUUUCAGUUCACCACUGCUAUGUUGAGGAGUAUUUGGAUGUGCCACACUCAUGACUGCUAAGCCUCUAGUCAGAGACCUGGCCGGAGUGGUGAAAGACAGAGAAUGAUUACUGCUCAAAUACGUACUCCCCUUUCCUCUAGGUGUUCAAAUCCAUCUUGUAAUAUUCCCCUUCCAAUCACCACACUCAGUCUUGUAAUCCACUUAAGUAUCAUUUCUUAACAUAGAGCACUCAAGCCAUGUGGUACUUCAUGGAAAUGGGUUAUUUAUAGUAUUAUAAUUCUGAACUAUCAAAAAUAAUGUCAACUACCAAUUAUGGUGUGCAGGAGUUGGACUGUUGGUCCUGAUUCAAGUGUUCACGGCACCUGGUCUGAUGACAAAGCAAAUAGCGGCAGUGUUGAAAUCACCUCUCACCAUAUAGCCCAGAGGCUACCAUUUUGUAUGUGAGACAGUAAUUUAUUGGAUUACCAUUACAAACUUGUGUUUGACAAUUGGAAGGCUACACUUGACAACAUGGAUUUGACCAGCUAGAGGCAAGAAGAGUGCUUAUAUGGGCAGCAAUCUGUUCUUCACCACUUCGGUGGAUGGCAGGGCCUGUGACUAAAGUUUGAGCAGCCCUCAAUGUGGCCUAUCUGAAUAUUCUUCAAUCUGCAGACUUUGCGCUUGGACUAAUACAGUAGGUCUAUUAUAUUAAAGUUUAAAAUUGUUGAACUUGAUGAAACACCAAUUAAACUUAUGUAUAAAUGUAAACUAUUAUUUUUGUAAUCACAGGUAGAUUAUUAAUAAUUUAAUAAACAAGAUACAACAGUUGACAUUGUGUAGGGAAUCAUUUGCUGGUGAAUAUUAUAUCAAAUUUGAUGCCAUAAAGGAUGUCCAUUUCUCUAACUGAAGAUGUUCUAAGGUGUGCAGAUUUGUAAUGGAUUGCUGCCAACAUCAUAUGUUGUCAAAAUAAUUUUGUGAAUAAUCUUGUGGUAGGUUUUAUGCUAGAAGCUAUUACAUAUGUACGUGUGUAAGUUUGAAUUUGCAUCAGGAAAUGAUAUACAUUGUAUCUUCGUUUUUUUUCCCUUAAACCGAAUGUCACGAUUUUCUCUGUAUGCAGUCUCUGGUAUUGCCAAACAGAUUUGUCUACAAUACACGAUGCUGCUUAGUUAAACUUACAUUUAUAAUCAAAUGUUACAUUUGUUUUUAA
Liolophura sinensis is the source of this 2020-nucleotide messenger RNA. Its product is annotated as protein kish-B-like. The record is from RefSeq and is a predicted model, not a curated record. The transcript is spliced from 3 exons. The coding region runs from base 95 to 319 and encodes 74 amino acids. Lineage: Eukaryota; Metazoa; Mollusca; Polyplacophora; Chitonida; Chitonidae.